Messenger RNA from Myotis daubentonii (Daubenton's bat), 6962 nucleotides. Its product is annotated as sialic acid-binding Ig-like lectin 5. Gene Ontology annotation, biological process: cell adhesion. Gene Ontology annotation, molecular function: sialic acid binding. Gene Ontology annotation, cellular component: plasma membrane. The record is from RefSeq and is a predicted model, not a curated record. Lineage: Eukaryota; Metazoa; Chordata; Mammalia; Chiroptera; Vespertilionidae.
CCUAGGCCCCACCCCAGAGCUGGGCACUUCCCUCCCUGACACAGGGACCCGGACCCACUCUGCCCUGCCAGAGGCAGACAUGGUGCCCCUGCUGCUGCUGCCCCUGCUGUGGGGGGGGUCCCUGCAGCAGCAGCCGGGCUAUGAGCUCCAAGUGCAGGAAUCGGUGACGGUGCAGGAGGGUCUGUGUGUCCACGUGCCCUGCUCCUUCUACCCGUGGAGUUUGUGGUCUUCCUCUAGCAAACUCUACACCUACUGGUACCGGGACAGAGACGACACAAAUCAUAAUGCUCCUGUGGCCUCGAGCAAUCAGAAUAAACCAGCGAAGAGAGAGACUGAAGGCCGAUUCUUCCUCACAAACCCCAGGACCAACGACUGUUCCCUGCAAAUCAGAGACGCCAGGAGGAGUGACUCAGGACGCUACUUCUUUCGAGUGGAGAAAGAAUAUCCUAAAUAUAAUUACCAAGGACAUUUCCAAGGAUAUAAGACCCAAGGAUAUAAUUAUCAAGAUAAGAUGCUGCAUUUGCAGGUGGCAGCCCUGACAGAGAAACCCUACAUCCGUAUUCGGGAGCUGUUGGAGUCUGGCCGCCCCACACAGCUGGCCUGCAGCCUGCCAGGGGCCUGCGAAGGGGGACGACCUCUCACCUUCUCCUGGGCGGGAGCUGCUGUGGACUCGAACCCCCAGACCCUCCGCUCCUCGGUGCUCACCUUCACCCCGAAGCCCCGGGACCAUGGCACCAACCUUACCUGUCAGGUCCAAGUCAAAGGAUCUUUGGUGGCCACACAGACAACCAUCCAGCUCAAUGUCUCCUAUGCCCCUCAGAACCUCACCAUAGGCGUCUCCUUCAGAAACGACCCAGCCUUCAAGAAUCUACAAACCACUUCCCUUUCCAUCCUGGAGGGAGAGGCCCUGAGGCUGCGCUGUGGAGCUGACAGCAACCCCCCUGCCGAGCUGAGCUGGUUCCGGGGGUCCCCAGGCCUGAACGCCACCCCCCUCUCCAGCACCGCGAUCCUGGAGCUGCCUCGCGUGGGGCCUGCACAGGAAGGAGAGGUCACCUGCCAAGCUCGGCACCCGCUGGGCAACCAAAGGGUCUCUCUCAACCUCUCCGUGGUCUACCCCCCGCAGCUGCUGGGACCCUCCUGCUCCUGGGAGGACCAGGGUCUGCACUGCAGCUGCUCCUCCAGGGCCCAGCCGGCCCCCUCCCUGCGCUGGCGGCUGGGGGCGGGGCUGCUGGAGGGGAACCAUGGUAAUGCGUCCCACGUGGUCACCUCCAGCUCAGAGGGGCCCUGGACCAACAGCUCCCUGAGACUCCAACAGGGGCUCAGUGAGGGACUCAGACUCAGCUGCGAAGCCGGAAAUGCGCACGGGGCCCAGAGCGCCUCUGUCCUGCUGCUGCCAGGGAAGGCGGUGCCCCAGGCAGGAGUGGUUCCUGCGGCUCUCGGAGGUGCUGGAGCCAUGGCCCUGCUGUCCUUGUGCUUGUGUCUUAUCUUCUUUUGCAUAGUGAAAGCCCGCAGGAGGCAAGCAGCCGGGAGACCAAAGGUCACGAAUGAUGAAGAGCCUGCCAUGGGCACAGUCACCUGGGGUUCCCAGGAAAGGCUAGGGCCAGGCAGGCCUCCAGACCAAGCGCCCCCCGCCGAGGAUGCCCCUCCCUCCGGGGAGCAACAAGAGGUCUACGCCAACCUCAGCUUUUAUGAGAUGAGGACACAGGAGCCUCGAGACCCAGAGGCCACCAGCAGCCCCGAGUACUCAGAGAUCAAGCGUGCAGGCAAAUGAGGACUCGCUCCGAGCAGUUUAAUUGGCUUUUCAGGAGCAACCAUGGAAAGCAGAAGAAAGCAGAUACGAUCUUUAAAUGUCACUUUAUAAUUUAUACUCAGCAGAGAGAAUUCAAAAAUGAGGAAGUUAUACAGAUGUUUUGGAACAAAUAAAUGGGGAAAUUAUUGCCUGUGGAAUAAAAAUAUAGAUUUAAAUUCCUGACACUAGUAACGGCUAAGCCCAAAGUAGCUGUGGUGGGGUAAAUGGAUUUUACAUUUCCUAAUAUGUACAUACUAGAGGCCUGUUGCAUGAAGUGAUUCAUGCAAUAGGCCUCCCCCUCCCCUGGCUGCUGGCACUGGUUUUCCUCUGGCACCCGGGACCCAGGCCUUCGCUCUGGCCACAGCUGAGAAGCCCAGCCUCUUCAUUCUUCAGUCGUCUUCAGUUUUUGCUCCGUCAGAGCCUUCAGUCUUUGCUCUGUGCCUGCAUAGGCAAAUUAACCGCCAUCUUUGUUGGGUUAAUUUGCAUACUCAUCCUGAUUAGCUGGUGGGCAUAGUGGAGUGACACCAAUUUGCAUGUUUCUCUUUUAUUAGUGUAGAUUACCUAGGAGGAGAGAGAAGUGUUCAUUUACUAAAACUUGGGUAAGUUAAUUAUGAUGCCGUAAUUUUUAUGGUAGUGACUGUACAUAAUAAAAUAAGAAUGUAUAAGUUACAAACUAGAAGUAGUUUUAAAUAUAUAUAAUUUAGUUCAGAGAGGAAGGGAGAGGAAGGGAGAAAUAUCAAUGAUGAGAGAGAAUCAUCAUGGCACAACCUGUCUUGCCCUGAAAUAGUGAGGGGAGGUGUGGCUUGGGUUGAGUAAAUGAUGAAGAGACAUUAGUCCUGGCAGAAAUGGGGCCAUGCAGGUCCCCAAAGCUCCUCCCUAUCCUCACAACAGCCCUGAGGUCACCUCAGAGUAAUGGUGUUCUGUCCCAUUAUACAGAUGAAGAAACUGAGGCUCCCAGAAUGUCCUGGUUCACUCUGAAGGCAGUGUCAAAUCUGCUUUGCUCCCUUUUUAAAGUUGAUUUUUAGAGAGAGAGAGAGGGAGAGGAAGGGAAAGAGAAACAUCAGGGUGAGAGAGAAACAUCGAUUGGCUGCCUCCUGCAUCCACCCUGACUGGGAGGUCCACAAUGUAGGUAAGUGCCCUGACAGGGAAUAGAACCCACAACCUUUUUGUGUAUGGGACGACGCUCCAAUGAACUGAGCCACCCGCCCAGGGUUGCUCUGUUCACUUUUGAAUCUCUAGCACGUAGCACAGUGCAUAGCCAUGGCAAAUGUUCAACUUUAUUUAUGAACAUAUCAAGUAGCUCACUGUCCCCACAAUAUUUAUGGUGUGAGGUGAAUUCCUAUAUUUCUAGUGCCAGUAAGAAAAUAUGCAAACAGCUAACAGUCUUUCCAGCCGGUGGGCAGUAAACACACUUGAUCAAUAUUUCUUCUUGUCGUUAGCAGUGUCUGCACAUUCUUCCUCCUCAGGCCCAGCUCCCUCCCCAGACCCCUGCUGGACCAACGUCCUCCUAAAACUACCCUCUGUGAAGGCCAAACUGACAUCUUGAUUCUUAAUGGUGGCCGUAGUAGAUUGGUAGGUCCCCUAAGACAUGUAGCAAUUCAUUGGGGGAACUUCCUCUCUUUUGCGACAUUUUGGUGGCAAAUGCUAAGUGGAAUCUUAGCAUUUUGCUGGCAUAAGCUCAAAAGAAUAAGGCAACCAGAGGGGUAAGAGGAAAAGCACAGAGAUGAGCCCAGCCCACUCCCACCGCUUCUCCUGAUUUUUCCUUCCCAAGAGGAACCCAGCCUUUCCAAAGCCCCUCGGGGUUAGGUGUCCUGCUGGCCUAAGGCUGGGGACCUUGGCCUUGUGAGUUGGGGUCCUUUGCAGAGCUGAGCCCAGGUGUGCUCCAGAACCACGGACAGCGCCAACCCUCUGGCCAGGAGCUCCCCAGCUGGAUGGAUGGUCCCCUGGAGGCUGAACCUUGCCCUGUCUCAUGUGGAGGUAAGGCUGGGGAGUGAGGCUGUUAACAUUCUGUCCGACAGGACAGAGCUGCAGCCAAACUCCUCCUCAGUCUCCCCUGGAACCGCCCUCAUCCUAGGGAAGAAGAGACGGCUUCAGAGACACAAUGCAUUUCUGAGAGGUCACUGGGCCCCUUGGCCCUCAGGGCUGAGCCUGCUCGCACCCCCUCCAGAAAACCUGUCAGACUACUGCCCUGCCCCUACUUCCACCCCAUCAUUUUGCUUUUGCUUUAAACCCAUUUCUUGUACUGCCAGGGAGCUCUGGGCAACAAAAAACAUGAUCUGAGAUCUUUUUCUUUGCCUGACACUGUGCCAAGUCCACUUCUUCAGCUCAGAUGAGUGGGGUAAGCAGAGGGAGAUUAAAUAGAGACAAUAAAAAAGGAGAGGCCUAAAUGUACUAUUCGUUGUAAUAUUUUAAGCAAUAAAAAAGAAGUUAAAAAAAGGACAGGCCUUUUGUGGCUGAAAGAACUGUUUUUUAGACGUUAGAAGGCGUGAGUGCAGGGCUCAUGGUGUGCUGGGCUGCAUAUCUGGCGCUUCGGCCAGACGGGUGUUCUGUGCUUUCUGUUCCUAAAACACAUAGAUAGGAAUGUGCUGAGAUCAGGCCAGGCCUUGAGAUAUGGUCUCAUGGCCCCUUCCCAGCAUGCUGUACUCUCUGUUCCUAGAACACAUAGAUAGGAAGGUAAUCACUGUAAUGAUGCUGUACUGUGUCAGGAACUAAGGUUUUGUAACUUUGUGGUUUUUGCAAAUAAAAAAGCUGUAACUCCUGCAGUUAGCACUGCAGUUCAGCCUCUGCUUCGGCAGGGUGCUGUAACUGUAGUCCCUGGCCAGCUUAAUAAAGGCUCCUAAAUUUUGAUCUGAGUCCUGGUGGUCAUCUCCGCGGGUCACCCCAUUACAAUGGGAACCAUGAGAAUGGACUGACAACCACACCCAAGUUCAGUAGCUUUCUAAAGUGAAAUUGACACCAGAAACUCACAAACCAGCACACUCGCAUCUGCAGCUGAAGCAUCUGCAGCUGGAUCAGGGCCACUGUUCUGUUCUAGCCUUUGCCCAUCAGGGGCCCCUUGGGAUGAGUAUGAGUUCAGCCAUCGCUUCAUGAGGCUUCUUGUGUGACAGUAACUGGACUCUGGGCCUGAACAGAGAGAGGAUUCAGUGUCAGGUAGGUCCUGGCUUCCAGGCCCUCCUGCUCCCAGAGAGAUGUCCCAAGAAUUCUGGGAAAGCAGAAAGAGACCACAUUCCAUCCAUUCUCUGAGGGUGCAUGAGGAUGAACAGUUGGGACAGGUGACAGGAGGGGGGAGUGGGGUGGAAAGUGGCCAUCAUGACAGGUUGUCACCAUACCUGGGGUGAGAAGCUCAGCCUUUACUUCCUGGUUGUCACUGGGGAGAAGAAAGCUCCUGAGAGGGGGAGGUGUUGGGGGGAAGCCCAACCCAGAAAGAGCCAUUGAUGUCUGCUGCUCUGCCAUCUCCCCUGGUCGUCAGAGAGAAAGGACUGAUCCGUGAUGUCAGCGGUCCUUCCAAGCCCAAGCUGUUGCUGUUGCCCCUGCUGUGUGUGUGUGUGUGUGUGUGUGUGUGUGUGUGUGUGUGUGUGUGUGUAGGAUAACAGGGCUGUGGGACUUGGUCCUUGGUCUUCAUUGGGGUACAACUUAGAGAAGGACGUAGAGUUGAAGCUGCAAGUAUUGAGGAUUGGGGACACAGUGUAGGACAUAGUGCCUGUGUAUCCACAUGCUCUGACCUUCUCUCAUCCUGAAAUUUAUGGGUUUACUGUAGAAUCAUCUACAUCUUCUCAUUUAUGGAAGAGGCCAACACAUUCCACAGUCCUCCUAUGCCCUGAAGACCAGGCCAAACCUUCAGGAGAUGACUGAGGACCUUGGGCUGGAAAUAGAUGAGACCCCCAUAGGGACGGCAGCCGGGUUUUGAAUUCCCUCAGUCCUUGAUUGGAUCGCAGUGACCCACCUGCUACAGGCCACAGUAACUAUGCCUGGAAGAGGAGAAUCCUACCCAGGGUCUACAUUGUAGUCUGUAUAAUUUGUCAUUGUGCAUCAGAUGCGGUGCGAUCCCGGAGACAGCCACCCAGAGAACUAUGGGAAGACGGGAUUUAUUAGAAAACCCAGACCUUAGACCAUGUGCCAGGAGCCAGGAAGUGCUAUUCUGGAGGGCACAGGAGGGUGAGAGAUAGUGUCACGGAGCAGCUCACCUGAAACACAGGAGUGGUGGACAUGAGAGAACCGGCCGAGACUAUGAAAAGCCAAGGUGUCCAGCUGCCAAUGUGGAAGUCGAAAGGGGAAGCUCACAGAAAGUUCUCGGGGAAGCCGUUGCCUCUGUGGGCACACAGCUGGGUGGCUGGUGGGUGUUGGUGUUGGUCAUCACGGUAGGCGAUUGGGAGGAAGAGCUAUAUCUGGAGCAAGGCGGGGUGAGUUGCCAAGCAUGUUAUAUCUGGUUUGAUAGGUGUUCACAGCAGGAGGGUAAGUCUGGUGCCAGUCAUUCCAUUCUGCCUGGUUCUUCUUUUAAGUGUUCCAGUUUGACAGUGAAAGCCCCCAUUUUAGCAUCUGGGCUUUUGUUUAGCAUCUAUUUUCUUGAACACGUUGAUGAUCAAGUCCAUGCCUGAAACUCCUACAUCUGGUUCACCUGUGACCAUGUCGAUGCUUUGUUUUCCUCCUGGUGUGCAGCCCUUCCGUCCCAAUAGGCUUGUAAAGUUUUUACUGAAUUGUAGAGAUUUUCUGAGGCUCUGGAAAAUGUGCCCUCUGGAUUCUAGAACAGUCUAAAACAGUGCUGCACAAUGGCAUUUGGUGAUGGGAAUGGUCUGUACCUGUGCUCUUCAAUGCGGUAGCCACUGGCCGAAUGUGGCUACGGAGCACUUGAAAUGUGUUUAGUAAGACCGGUGAAUGGUGCUUUAAACGUAAUUUUAACCAAUUUAAAUGGAAAUAGGACUGUGGCUCGGGCUCCCCUACUUUUGCUUCCUAGCAAGCAGAUAGAGUAGGGAUCAUAUUAAUCCCUGUGGACCCUGGCCGGUGUGAUUGAUCAUCAUCCUGUCUACUGAAAGGUCAAUGGUUUAAUUUCUGAUCGGGACACAUGGCUAGGUUGUGGGUUCAAUCUCUGGUCAGGGUGAGUGUGGGAGGCAGCCGAUUGAUGUUUCUCUCUCACAUCAAUGUUUCUCUCCCUCCCUUUCAAAUCAAUAAGAACAUU